UGUUUUGUGUUUAUCAUGGAGGGGAGAGGCAGUGCUGUCAAUACUCCUGCCUGCAGACCUAGGACUCGAAGAAGCAAGAGUUAUGGUCGGAGCUGUGUGGAAGCACCUUCAUAUUUUUGGCAGUCACCAGGACAUUUAACAGUCCUGAGGGUCCCAACCAGCAGAGGGGCUGCAAAAUCACAAAUCAUUACAGAAAAAGUUGAUCCGGAGCACAUUGCUCUUUUGGUGAAAAAUGAGUGGAAGCUGUCUUAUGUCACCCCCUUGCAUAACUUUAAACAUACACAACUGAAGUUAUAUUCAAGACAUCUCUCAGCAUUUAUCGUGGCAGAGAAACAGCAAGGAGUUGCAGUUGAAGUGGGUUUAGAGGUGGGAUUUACUGUCACCUUUACUGCCGUUAUUGGCAUGGCUGAGACAGAGGAAGACGCUGAGACUGUUUUCAUUCAGAUCCAAUCCAAGCCUAUGUUUGCUGCCGCAGGAGAUGCACCAAAAGUGGUUUGGCGUGGUUGGCUCACAUGUGUCAACGGUGAUCCGGAGUACCUGAGGUCCUUGCCUCCCGAUUUUGUCAGCUUACCUCUGUUUUGUACCAGUGGACCAGAGUCUCUUACUGCCUUGGUUAAGUCUUGGUUCGAAAGGGCUUUCGAUUGUAACUUCGGUUCUUUGAGCUUGAAUUCGACCACUCUCAAUUGGAUGGCUGCUCUGUGGACCGGCUGCCAUCCCACUUGUAAUAUCAGGUAUCUGAAGUUGGAGUGGAAGCUACCAACUCAGCCUCCUUUGGAUGUCUCGUACAACAUAAACCCACAAGAUGCAUGGGGGCUCUGGAACAGCAUUCACCCAGAGGAAAGCGCAGACGACAGGAUUGAUAUCACGGAGGUUCAGUCAUUCAUGAAUGGGCUGGAGACACAUUUUUUUAGACAUUUUAAGAUCUACCUGUCUGCUGGAAUGCUUGUUAAGGUAUCCACUGCUCUUGGAUCAGUGCAUGUUGAUGGGAAAAUUAAGAUCGGAAAUAGCGACUACAUCACCACCCUACUAACACUGCUGACAGAAUGUGCCCUUUUGAAAAUGCCAACCUAAUAUCUGCCAUAUAUAUUUUUUUAAGAAUAUUCUGAUAUUUAUUUUUUCUGUAAAAUAUGUAUAUGUUUUUCUAGCUUUUGUUUUUAUUCACACAGUUGACGGUACCUGUUGACUUUCAUAGUGGGAAUAAACAAAUACUAUGGAAGUCAAUGGUUACCGUCAACUGUGUGCUUACAAUCAAAUGAUCUUCUUUUGUGAUUAAAACGGGUUUAAAACAACAUAAGAGUGAGUGAAUGACAGAUUUUUCAUUUUUGGGUGAACUAUCCCUUUAAAUGGCUAUUGUUUUAUUAAUGCAAAUUAACAGUAUAUUUGUCCUUAAGCCUUGGUAAGACUAUUAGUUUGUCAUAAAUAAAAAUGAUUGUCAGCUGUGUACAUAGGUUUCCCUAUAACUACGUUUGCAUGUAUAGGUUUAUAAAUAGUUAUUCGCAUUUGAAUUUUUUAUAUAGUACCAUGUUUAAACUGUAUAUAGACCUCUGCAGUCCUGAAAAGUAUGUAAAUCACAAUCACAUUGUAAUCUUUGAUUGCAUUUUAUUUUUUAGCUCAUUUAAACUUACUGGCAUAAAAUCUUUUCAGUAGGACACUUGUUAGCUCAUUAUGUUUCUAAAAACAGAAUCUGUGAGCAUGCAUUUGUGUUGCAAGCAGGUAAAAUGUUUUACUGGGAUUUUAAGACUGGUUUGUCUUUUUUUUUUGUGGGAGUCGUAAUUUUUAUAUCAUAAAAUGAUCACACAGGAUGUGCAUGAAAUGCAAUUAGUCUCCAAG
Molecule: messenger RNA, 1830 nt
Organism: Paramisgurnus dabryanus
Lineage: Eukaryota; Metazoa; Chordata; Actinopteri; Cypriniformes; Cobitidae
Gene: cenpl
Product: centromere protein L
Source: RefSeq, a predicted model, not a curated record